AUGCGCAAUCCAGGAGGUUUCCUCGAUUAUUCAGAGUCACGACAUGUUAAUUUGGGACCGGCAAACCAUCGCCGAAAUCUACGAGCUAAACUCCCUACGCUCAUCUUCUUGCUCCUCCCAAUCACAGAGAAUAGCGAACUUGCUCUAUUGUACCUACUCUUGGCCAUAAUGUAUUUCUUAGGCCAUGGGGUUUCGCGCAUUGCUCGCUCUUCGAUAUCAGUUUCAAAUGCUAGGACUCUGGCUACUUCUAAUUCAGGACUAUCAAGUCUUUUGACUAUUCAUCCUGAAGUAGAAGAUGCAUUGGCACACGGUCGCCCGGUUGUAGCGUUGGAAAGCACAGUCAUUACACAUGGUCUGGCUUAUCCACAGAACCUCAAAACUGCAAUCUCGUGCGAGGAGAAUGUGCGGAUGAAUGGAGCAGUUCCCGCUACGAUUGCGUUACUCGAGGGAAAACUUCAUGUUGGGCUAGAACGCAAGCAGCUGGAGGUAAUAGCUGAUGUAGAGAGUCUCAAGAAUGCAGGCAAAGCACCUGUCAAACUCUCUAGGCGGGACAUUGCACCAGCGAUGAGUCUUGGUCGAAAUGGAGGAACAACGAUAGCAGGUACUACAGUGAUUGCUCAUCUGGCUGGAAUCAAGGUCUUUGCUACGGGCGGACUUGGCGGUGUUCAUCGGGGCGGAGAGUCAUCUUGGGAUGUUUCUGCAGACUUAACCGAGCUUGGUCGCACGCCUAUUGCGGUAAUUGCUUCUGGCGCAAAGUCCAUACUCGAUAUCGGAAGAACGUUGGAAGUUCUAGAAACCCAAGGGGUUACAGUAGCUUCAUAUGAUAACAGUGGUGAUUGGCCUGCCUUUUUCACUCCACGCAGCGGAUACAAAGCGCCAUGGGCAUUCGACAACCCCAAAGAUGCUGCUAGGAGUAUCUAUUUUGCAGAGAAACUCGGAGUUCAAUCGGGUACAAUAUUUGGAGUCCCCAUUCCCAAAGAAUUUGAGUCGGUUGGACUCGAGAUUCAAGCAGCGGUAGACAAAGCAGUACUCGAAUCCGAAGCGAAUGGGAUCGCGCAAUCUGGCCGCGAUGCAACCCCUUGGUUGCUUAGCCGCGUUAGAGAACUUACCAAAGGACUUUCUAUUCCAAGCAAUGUCGCUUUGCUCGAAAACAAUGCGCGGAUUGGAGCUCGCAUAGCAGUCGAGUAUGCAAAACUCAAGGCUGACGGAGUAGGGGAAACAGCUUCUUCUUAUCAACCAGCACUUGCCAAUACACCAAUUAUCAAAACGCCGGCUCAGAACGCAAAAUCACCAUUGGUAGUAAUCGGAGCGGCUGCUAUGGACAUCACAGCACAGCCGAGUGUCUCUUCUAUAUCUGGUACUCAUUCAACAUCACCCGGAGUAGUGCACAUGUCGCCUGGAGGCGUUGCACGAAAUGUUGCCGAAGCUGCUCACCGAGUUUUACAAGUACUUUUGCCUGCAUCAAAAUUCGACUCAGAGAGACCCUUGUUGAUAUCUCCGGUUGGGCAAGAUGCAUUUGCAACUGCUUUAACUUAUGAGACGGAGUCUCGAGGAAUGAGGUCCGAUGGCCUCUUAAGGUUCUCGUCUCCUUCAGUACGGACUUCAGUGUGCAACAUGUUCUUGGAUGCCAAAGGUGACCUCCAGAUGGGCGUUGCUGACUUUAAUAGCAUAACGGGCAUUGAAGGCGGGCUGAACAAGGUUUUGGAAAGAUUAGAGGCAGCUGCUCCCAAAAUAGUUGCGAUCGAUGGUAAUGAGAGCUCGAGCACCAUUUCUUCUAUCAUCGAAAAGGCAAAAGUGUUGGGAUCUAUGACUUUUUAUGAGCCAACCUCAACAACUAAAUGCACUCGAAUUAUUCCCGCAAUCUCGAACAUGCUAGCCAAGGGGUAUCAAAGCCCUUACAUAACUGGAUCGUUCCCAAAUAUUAUCGAACUCCGAGCGAUGUGGGAACUUGCAAGAUCGGAGGAUGGGCCGAUCAACUCUUCAUACUGGUGGCAGGUCAUUGAUGGGUUCGGUUCGGACUUGCAUCGCAUCUUGGCUGCCCAGAUCAAGGGAGACAUGACCUUCUUAGUAAACGAUGGGAUUGUUCAAAUGGCGACUCAGCUCGUACCGUUUAUUAAGCACUUGAUCGUCAAAUGUGGAGUGGCACUAAUUGCGCAUAUAACCGACACAGAAAGUGCUAUGAACUGGGUUUCGGAGGGUUCUCAGUCACAAAAGCAACAGAUAGUUUCCCGUGGCUCAGACGGCUCGGUGCUUGUUGUUCGAUACUUCCCCGCACAUUCACUGAGCCAAGAUAGUCUGCAUAACGUCACCGGCGCAGGCAAGUAG
Molecule: messenger RNA, 2325 nt
Organism: Rhizoctonia solani
Lineage: Eukaryota; Fungi; Basidiomycota; Agaricomycetes; Cantharellales; Ceratobasidiaceae
Product: indigoidine synthase A family protein
Exons: 15
Coding region: 1-2325 (774 amino acids)
Molecular function (GO): pseudouridylate synthase activity
Source: RefSeq, a predicted model, not a curated record